AUGCAGGACGGCGCAGGGGCCACGGCGCCUUCGGGCGCUCAGUCGGCGGUGCUCAUGCGCUCGGAGCCGGUUCCUGAAGGGACGACACAGGUCAGCGGCCCAGACUUUGAUGCGCAGCACCCGAACGACCUCGCUGCAUUGCUCGACAGCAUGGCAGCGAUCGGCUUCCAAGGCACGUCGGUGCACGAAGCGGUGCGCAUCAUUGAACAGAUGCGUACGUGGCGCCUCGAGAACGACCCAAAGUACAACAAGGACGACGACGAGAACGCGUCGCUGCCCCGCGACGAUCCCCAGCACGCGUCACAGACCAAGUGCACCAUCUUUCUGGGCUACACGUCGAACCUCAUUUCGUCGGGUCUACGCGAGGUGAUCCACUUUCUCGUCAAGCACAAGUACGUCUCGGCGAUUGUGACAACGGCGGGCGGCGUCGAGGAAGACUUUAUCAAGUGCCUCGGCUCGACCUACCUCGGCGCCUUUCACCUGGACGGCGCGACGCUCCGCAAGCAGGGCCUGAACCGCAUCGGCAACCUGAUCGUGCCGAACGACAACUACUGCAAGUUUGAGGACUGGGUCAUGCCGAUCCUCGACAAAAUGCGCGCGGAGCAGGACACGGCGCCGCCCGAGUCGGACGGCGAGCGCUUUGUCUGGACGCCGAGCCGCAUCAUUGCGCGCCUCGGCCACGAAAUCAACGACGAGCGCAGCGUGUACUACUGGGCGGCCAAGAACGACAUUCCCGUCUUUUGCCCUGCGCUCACCGACGGCUCGCUCGGCGACAUGAUCUAUUUCCACUCGUACAAAAACCCCGGCCUGACGGUCGAUCUCGUGCGUGAUAUCCGUCGCCUGAACGACAUGAGCGUCAAGGCGAAAAAGGCAGGCAUCAUAAUCCUCGGUGGCGGCGUGUGCAAGCACCAGAUCGCCAACGCGAUGCUCUUCCGCAACGGCGCCGACUACGCCGUGUACAUCAACACCGGUCAGGAGUUUGACGGUUCGGAUAGCGGCGCGCGGCCCGACGAGGCGAUCAGCUGGGGAAAGAUCAAGAGCCAUGCCAAUGGCGGUGACGCGGUCAAGGUAUACUGCGACGCGACCAUCAUCUUCCCGUUGAUCGUCGCCGCGACCUUUGCAAAGGCGCACUGGCAGUCAUAG
Messenger RNA from Malassezia japonica, 1143 nucleotides. RefSeq names its product deoxyhypusine synthase (gene DYS1). The record is from RefSeq and is a predicted model, not a curated record. Gene Ontology annotation, cellular component: cytoplasm. NCBI's taxonomy places the organism in Eukaryota, Fungi, Basidiomycota, Malasseziomycetes, Malasseziales, Malasseziaceae. The coding region runs from base 1 to 1143 and encodes 380 amino acids. Gene Ontology annotation, molecular function: deoxyhypusine synthase activity. Gene Ontology annotation, biological process: peptidyl-hypusine biosynthetic process. The transcript has 2 exons.